AUGUCAACCGCUACUACAACAUCGUCAACGAUUACGGCUACAACAUUGACAUCAACAACCACUACAACAUUGUCAACGACUACCAUUUCAACAUCAACAUCAACAACAACUACAACAUCAACAUCAACAACAACUACAACAUCGACAUCAACAACCACUACAACAUCGUCAAUGACUACCAUUACAACAUCGACAUCAACAAUGACUACAACAUCGGAAACAACAAUAACUACAACAUCGGAAACAACAAUAACUACAACAUCGGAAACAACAAUAACUACAACAUCCGAAACAACAACGACUACAACAAGUAAAUUUUUUUAA
This is a messenger RNA of Rotaria sp. Silwood2, 324 nucleotides long. Lineage: Eukaryota; Metazoa; Rotifera; Eurotatoria; Philodinida; Philodinidae. The record is from the annotation of a GenBank genome assembly.